AUGCUGUCCGUCGUGCCAUUUCCUGCACUGCCAUCCGCACCGUCAUGGUUCCCUGGACACAUGAACAGAUUCACAAAGCAGCUUCCGGCACUACUAUCCCGUACAGAUGUUGUACUAGAGCUCAGAGACUCUCGUUUGCCUCUUACUAGCAUUAACAACAAUCUAGAAGCCGCUUUGAGAAAGAAAAACAUCAUCUUGGUCUGGUUUCAGUUUCACCCCAUCAUUGCUUCCGCUGUCACCUAUGUGUUCGUUAUCUUAUUAUGUCUCUCCUCCGUUCUUGCUCCGUUUUUGUGUGCCAUCAACAAAUGGAGAGCCGAGCGUGGACACCAUUCCACCCACGCCGCUCCCCUUUCCCCCACUACAUCUGGGGGUUCGUCCUUAGGAUAUGGUGGUCCAAUUUGCGAGCGUAUCGUCGUCUUGAACAAGCGCGACUUCGUCCCUGAAUGGGGCGUCGAGCCCUUUAGGAGAGCCAUGAAGGCAAAGUUCCCUGAUCAGACAGUGCAUUUUGCUUCUUGUAACAAGCCGCGAGACAUAAAAUCCCUGAGCGAGAUGCUCGUAAAUAUAGCCAAGAGGAACCCUCAUGCAACUGAGAUGAACGUCCUGGUGAUUGGUAUGCCUAAUGUUGGUAAAUCAACGUUAUUGAAUUCCCUUCGCAAUAUGGGUAUCUCAGGUCGGACACCUAAGGCACUCCAGACAUCUGCGCAGCCUGGCCAUACACGCACUCUCUCGACCCGCCUUAAGCUCUCAGAAGACCCACUUGUAUAUUCAUACGACUCGCCCGGUGUAAUGCUACCAUUUCUUGGAAGAGGUGAUCGAGGUGCAGAGCGAGGAGUCAAGCUUGCUCUGAUAGCCGGCAUCAAGGAGAGUUUAUAUGACAUUGAAGGACUCGUCGCAUAUUUGCUUUACAGACUGAACGUAUUAAAUCCUAUAUCACCAGCAUACUUGACGCUUCUCCCGCUUGGUUGUCGACCGUUUACAGAUGCGGAAGAAUUUUUGGAGCAGCUGGCGAUACGGCUUAAUAUGCUGUUACGAGGGGGCGAGAAGGACACCGUGAGAGCAGCAAAAUGGUUCGUAGAAUGGUGGCGGAACGAAGGGGGGCUCGCAUCUGCUUCGGUUCCAGAAAAUCUUCCGAUGGGGUCGGAUGGAACUCAAGCUCCGUUACUGCGACGUGGAUGGGGUUUCGAUUUCGAAUGGACAGUGGACGGGUCUAUAAAUUCCACCGGCGGAGGUUUUGAGUCGGCGGUGCAGAUGAAAAUGGAAGAGUGCAUAGAUGAAUCAAUUAAGGCGGCGAGCGAGGACGAGCGGUCAGGAGUCGGGAUUAGUACGACCCAAGAGAGGAAACGGAGCUGGCAGGAGAAGCAGGCCUCGCGCGCUGCGAAAUCCAAGGCGAAGUUUGCUGCACGUAAAGCUGCAUAAUUAUCCACGGUGUUUUCUGCGGCUCCCCGCAUUGCUUACGCUGUAUUUGUGGCUAUAUAUCAUAUAUCACGUUUCGCUGCACGCAAUCACUCUAAUACCUAAUGUUCCCAAUGUGUAGUGUGAAAUCUCACUGGCCAU
Suillus clintonianus is the source of this 1554-nucleotide messenger RNA. RefSeq lists its product as uncharacterized. The record is from RefSeq and is a predicted model, not a curated record. Gene Ontology annotation, cellular component: mitochondrion. Bases 1 to 1416 code for a protein of 471 amino acids. The transcript is spliced from 8 exons. Gene Ontology annotation, molecular function: GTPase activity; GTP binding. Lineage: Eukaryota; Fungi; Basidiomycota; Agaricomycetes; Boletales; Suillaceae.